This is a messenger RNA of Callorhinus ursinus (northern fur seal), 6753 nucleotides long. It is a transcript of the gene SPECC1, whose product is annotated as sperm antigen with calponin homology and coiled-coil domains 1. The record is from RefSeq and is a predicted model, not a curated record. Lineage: Eukaryota; Metazoa; Chordata; Mammalia; Carnivora; Otariidae. Gene Ontology annotation, molecular function: protein binding.
GCCCGCCUGCUUCCUGAGUGAAGCAUUGCUCAAAUGCUCACUGCCCAGGCCCCUUGAGUGUGGUUUUCCUCCCUGGCCAGCACCAAACCCCAGAAUAGUGCGGCUGACUUGCUGAUUGAGGUCAGUAGCUCCCGGGAGGCACGAGAAGCCAAAGCCUUUGCAAAAGACGGACUCACUAGGACAAACAUGAGGAGUGCAGCCAAACCCUGGAAUCCGGUCAUCAAAGCGGGCAGCCAUGGGACAGACCGUGCACGGCCCCUCCCUGCGGCCCCUUCAGGCAUGAAGAGUUCGAAAUCUUCCACCUCGCUGGCUUUUGAGUCCCGGCUCAGCAAGCUCAAGAGGGCCAGUAGUGAGGACAUGCUCAACAAACCAGGAAGUACCGCCGCUUCCGGGGUGGUUCGACUGAAAAAGACUUCGACAGCUGGAGCCAUCUCUGAGCUUGCUGAGAGCCGCCUGAGGAGCAACCCAGGGGCUGUGACUACACCCAAACGGACGGGCAUUCCAGCUCCUCGAGAACUUUCAGUAACUGUCUCAAGAGAGAGAACUGUGCCACGCGGUCCCUCCAACCCCAGGAAGUCGGUGUCCAGUCCAGCUUCCUCCAGCACACCCACCCCUACUAAGCACCUGAGGACCACUUCCACGAGACCCAAGCAAGAGCAUGAAGGUGGGGAAAAGGCCGUGCUCGAGUCCCAGGUUCGGGAACUUCUGGCAGAAGCCAAAGCGAAAGAUAGUGAAAUUAACAGGCUUCGAAGUGAACUGAAGAAAUGCAAGGGGAAAAGGACUGCAAGCAUCGAAGGAGCUGAGGCUUCAGACUCCAAUCUAGACGGAACAUCCGCCUCGCCCAGUGACUCAGAACCUUUGAUAAAAGCUCUUGAGGAGAAGAACAAGAAUUUUCAGAAAGAGCUUGCAGAUCUCGAAGAGGAAAACCGGGCCUUGAGGGAGAAACUGACUUACCUGGAGCACUCCCCCAAUUCCGAGGGAGGCGUGAGUCACACCGGUGAGAGCAGCUGCCCAACAUCCAUAACUCAUGAGUCAAGCUUCGGCAGCCCGACUGGAAAUCAGUUGUCAGGUGAAAUCGAGGAAUACAGGAACAACAUACAUGAAAAUGCGUUACGGACGUCAGGCUCUUCAAGCAGCGACGUUACCAAAGCUUCUCUGUCCCCGGAUGCCUCUGAUUUCGAGCACAUCACCGCAGACACCCCCUCCCGGCCCCUGUCCUCUACCAGCAACCCCUUUAAGAGCUCCAAGUGUUCGGCCACCGGCAGUUCCCCGAACAACGUGAGCGAACUUUCCCUGGCUUCCCUCACGGAGAAGAUACAGAAGAUGGAGGAAAACCACCACAGCACCGCGGAGGAGCUGCAGGCCACUUUGCAAGAACUGUCAGACCAGCAGCAAAUGGUGCAGGAACUGACGGCCGAAAAUGAGAAACUCGUGGACGAGAAGACGAUUUUAGAAACGUCCUUCCAUCAGCAUCGGGAGAGGGCCGAGCAGCUCAGUCAGGAAAACGAGAAACUCCUAAAUCUCUUACAAGAGCGAGUGAAGAAUGAGGAGCCCAACACGCAAGAAGGAAAGCUCCUUGAGCUGGAGCAGAAGUGCGCAGAAAUUCUUGACCAGGGUCGCUUUGAAAGAGAGAAGUUGCUCAACAUUCAGCAGCAGCUGACCUGUAGCUUACGGAAGGUUGAGGAAGAAAACCAAGGCGCUUUAGAAAUGAUUAAACACCUGAAGGAAGAAAACGAAAAACUGAAUGGGUUUCUGGACCUGGAACGGCGUAACAACGGCGUAAUGGCCCAAAGUCUGGAAGAGUGUAAAGCCACGCUCGAAGGGCUGCAGAUGGAACAUGGGUCGAUGAAGGCUCAUUUGGAGAAUGAGAAGCAGAAAGCUACGGAGACCAGCCCCAUGGGGCACACGGCAGAGGGUCGUGAGGUUCAAGAAAUGCUGAGAGUCGCUCAAGCUGAGAAAGAUCAGCUGGAGCUGUCUUGCACCGAGCUCAAGCAAGAAUUAGUGAAGGCCCAUGGUGAAAUUAAACAUGUUUCGAGCCUCCUGGCCAAGGUGGAAAAGGAUUAUUCUUACUUGAAGGAGAUAUGUGAUCAUCAAGCAGAACAACUGAGCCGAACCAGCCUGAAACUGCAAGAGAAAGCGUCAGAGAGUGAUGCGGAGAUUAAAGACAUGAAGGAAACCAUAUUUGAAUUGGAAGAUCAGGUGGAACAGCAUCGGGCUGUCAAGUUACAUAACAACCAGCUCAUUAGUGAGCUAGAGAGCAACGUGAUGAAGCUGGAGGAACAGAAGUCAGACCUGGAAAGGCAGCUGAAGACUCUGACUAAGCAGAUAAAGGAGGAGACAGAGGAAUGGAGGCGGUUCCAGGCGGACCUGCAGACAGCGGUGGUGGUGGCCAACGACAUCAAGUGUGAGGCUCAGCAGGAGCUGCGUACCGUGAAGAGGAGGUUGCUGGAGGAGGAGGAGAAGAACGCCAGGCUGCAGAAGGAGCUGGGGGACAUGCAGAGCCACGGCAGACCUGUGAACGAAGAGUCAGAGCCGCCCGAGGUCGAGGCUCCCGGCCGGUGGCAUGGCGUCUACGUGAACAGAACGUCUCCAACACCUUCAGAAUCCACGACCACCGUUAAGUCCCUCAUCAAGUCAUUUGACUUGGGACGGCCAGGUGGAGCCGGACAGAAUAUUUCUGUCCAUAAAGCCCCCAGAAGUCCCCUGAGUGGGAUUCCCGUGAGGACCGCUCCCGCCGCUGCUGUCUCCCCAAUGCAGAGACAUUCAACCUACAGCAGCGUUCGGCCGGCCAGCAAAGGUGUGACUCAGCGUUUGGAUCUUCCAGACCUUCCCCUCUCAGAUCUCCUAAAGGGAAGGGGUGAGGACCUGAAACCGGACCCUUAUCUCCGGAAGAGUCCCUCCCUGGAGUCUCUGAGCAGACCCCCUUCUCUGGGCUUCGGGAACACGAGGCUGCUGAGCGCUUCCACCGGGGGCUUGAAACCACAGAGCAAACUCAGCGUGGAAAGAAGAGACCCGCUGGCUGCCUUGGCCCGGGAAUAUGGCGGCUCCAAGCGCAAUGCUCUCCUGAAAUGGUGCCAGAAGAAAACAGAAGGCUACGCGAACAUUGAUAUCACCAAUUUCAGCAGCAGCUGGAGUGACGGCUUGGCCUUCUGUGCUCUCCUUCAUACCUACCUGCCUGCCCACAUCCCAUAUCAGGAGCUGAACAGUCAGGAGAAGAAAAGGAAUCUCUUGUUGGCAUUUGAAGCAGCCGAAAGUGUAGGCAUCAAACCCAGCCUGGAGCUCAGUGAGAUGCUGUACACAGACCGGCCCGACUGGCAGAGCGUGAUGCAGUACGUGGCCCAGAUCUACAAGUACUUUGAGACGUAAAGCCCAAGGGCCCAAGAGACACCGCCCGCCCUGGCCUGCAGCUGGUCCUCGAAGCACCUGGUCACUUUCCACAGGCCCUGCUCCAUCCACCACCGCCCACAGCACUCCAUCCAGGGGGACCAACACGCAAACAAGAAACGGAACGGGGUUCUGCCCCAGAUCCGCUUUAAAUCCAGAUGCAUUUUGAGCGUCAGCUGGGGAAGCUUUGCUCCCCGCACUGGCCUCCGUCCUUCAGCCCAGGCUCCCUCCACGAGAACCCAGUAGGACAUCUCGGGUCACGCGGUGCAAUUUCACCCGUGAGCUGCCGAGAUCCACCACCAACAGCACUUCCAAAGCAGUCGUCUUUUCACUAAAAACCGGGGUUCCUGCCUUUAGAAAAACUCUGCCCUUGCCACCACCCACCCCCUCCAAAAAAGAAACACACAGCAAAACGCAAAAAGACAAACAUUUUGGUCUCGCGCCGCCUGGAAACCUACAAGCCCUGCUUUUUGGGGAAACGUGCUUGCGUGCUAGAUAACAGUUGUGACACCUAGAACUUGAUCACGCUUUUUAGAUCUCGCUGUCGCUGAUUGGAAUCUCUGGGUGGAGAAGAGGUGUGAGAAUACAAAGCAGCCCCUGGGUGGCUGGCUGCAGUGUCCCCCCGCAGGGUGGUCCGCAGACGGAGUGUGCAUCUGUGUGUCCGUGCUGAAAGGGAGACAUCAGCCACUGUCGCCCCCUCCCUUUGUGUGUCGUCGUCCCCCCCGCUUCAUUCCCAUUCCCCUUCGUGAAAGCCCACACACAUUCGGCCCGGUGCAGAACGUUCCUCACUUGCCCACCCAGGUCUUCGUGUGUUUGCACGCUCAGGCCGAAGAGGUGUGUAUGUCUGGGGAUCCUGGGCAGACAGCAAGUGUAAACACUAUUUCAACUCUGGACUUGGGUUUUAGUGCCCCAUCAGGCCCUUUGCAUUUGCAGGGCCGAAGCAAGCCCUGAGGGGGUGGGCAGAGAUGGCUCUACGUCUGCUCUCCUGUAAGGGCCGACAGCAGAGCUCCCGCCAGAACCGCCCCGGGGCGGGGAGAGGGGGCUCAGAAGUGCAAGUGGGCACCCCUGGCAGGUGUUCGUGGUGGGCACAUGGGUGCACGUUGCAUAGCCCAUGAAGGUGUGGCUCCCCUGGGCCGUCAGGUGACUCGUCAGCAGCAAAGGGCUGCGCUGUCCUCGGUCACUGGCAGUUACGGGAUGGCUGCUCGGUGGCCCCGGGCCCUGUCCCAGAAGAGGCAUGUGUUAGCCCCUCCCUCCAGACCACCUCGGGAGAGGCAGCUGCUGGGCUCUGCGGAGGGAUCAUCCCUCCUUCUCAAGGCGCCACCCAUCGCCUGCUGAGGGUUCUCCUUUGUGGCCCCAGGUCAGAACCUUCCAGGGAGCUGGUUCAAAGCACACACCCCUGGCCUGCUCCAUCCGUUGAAUCAGAGCAUCUGGAACAAUGGGAGCGGGGAUCUAGUCUGUAUAUUUUCAGAGUUCCCCUGACAACCCCUGAGAGGAGAGACCGCCUUUGAUCUCGCUCCCCAGGUUGGGGCCGUGAGCGCAGGUUGGGGCUGGGCAGUUUGGUAAAGCGCCCCCCCCCAUGGCUCCUUUGUUUUCACAUGGGAGUUAGAGGCAGUCUGAACAAAUUUAAUUUACUCCUUCCUGAUGCACAUAUCCAAAUGGAAAGUACUCCCGUUGUGUUGCUUCACGCAUCUGUCCUUUGUUGACAUAACUGAUGAGUUUUCAUUACCCCGGAGCUUCUGCCUUGCUCUCCAUUGCAGUGGGGGAAGGUAAUAUCCCGAGGAGUUGGGUUGAGCUGUCGGUCGAUGUGUUUAAUCUGGAAUUUACUGCAGGGUUUGUGUGGGAGAGGCAGUUGAGGUGCUUGGGAUACCUGGAGGGGGUGUUCAGCAUUAUUGACGCCGUUUUUAGUGAUUACUGUAAAUGAGUCAGGUGAUCCAGCUCUGGGCCAAGCAGUGUCUACGCAGUGGUGGCGGCGGUGGUGUUCUUUCCCCUCGCCCUACACUGAGCCUGCUCCCUUUAGGGGAAAAAGAAGGAAAGAAAUGUCCUAUAAAAGAAAGGUCAUGUGUGAUUUAUUUUUAUAACUCAAAGAAGCUCCUUGGGUACCAUUUUCUUUGCCAGUGGGCAUGCUUCUAGAAGGGGAAGCAUGUGUCCUGCUCAUAGAAACACAAGUGGUGUUAGGGGCCCGUCUGGCCCUGCCGGGUCCAGGGAGAGGGACCGAAGGUGGCUGGGCUGCAGGACCUGGCCUUCCAGCACUUAGGGGACCCGGCGGGGGGGAUGCUCCUCUGGCCCCGGGGCUGGGCCACAGGAUGGGGUUUUCAGAUCCAUUUUUAGCCAGAGCGCUCCAAGCACAAGGUGAACGUGGAAAAUUGAUCAAUUGAGGAAACAGGGUCGUGUCAGCCAAUUGUACCAUUUCUAGUUUUCUGUCCCGAGACUUGCAAUAUCCACUUUUGUUCUCACCUCCCUUCAGCCAGUAGUCAUUUAAAGUCGUGCGGUGGGUCUGCAGACUGCCCCCCCCCUUUUUUAAUGCAUUGUUCUUCUAGAAAAGAUAGAUGCAAAAUGCCAGACCCAAAAGAGUGGAGUUUUUUAAAGACCUAGAGAGACGUCCAUGGUUUUCAUCAUUGUGAGGUCUUCCAUGGACGGGGGCUCUGUUGGCUGAGGGUUAGCACCAUGGCCCUGCUCCCCGGGGUUCUCGUUCUGAGCAACCCGGCAAACACCCACUUCUCUUGUCCUGUGCCUUCUCACUUCAGAAAUGAGGUUAGUCUCUGGUUUUCGUUCUUCAUUCAGCUAUUGUUUUGGAGCUUUUGUUGAGACCAUCCGAAGCAUCCCAAAGCAAUUAGCCAUCUAGAGGUGACGAAUAUCUGCAGGGUUCUGUUCCCCCAGACGACACUGGCCAUUUCUCUGAAGCUCCUUCUCCCACUUCCCCAUGCGGGGGCGGAGGGCGGGUGUCUCACUGGCCUGUGGAAGGAGGGGACGCGGGCCCUUCUCUGCACACCCACUUGCCAAAUCUAGCUGCAGCUUCUCCCAUUCCCAAGCUUGCGUGCCAUUUUGAGAUGAGCCCCCGAGGACGCGCAGUAAGAGACAUAGAGCCUAACUACCUUUUUAAAAAAGUAUUUUUAAUAUCUCCUUUGCCCACGUUCCCUGGGUGUUUCACUUUUCUUGACCCAGGUUAGACUUUGGCUAAGACUGGAACAUCCUCCGUAGCUCCCUAAUUUUAACUACAUUAGUUGGAUGCAGUUGAUACAUCUGUGGCCUCGUUUCUACAAAGAGCACACCCAGGACGUGACAUGCCAACAUGGAUGUAUUUAACUAUUAACAUGGAAGUGUAUGCUGUAUGACUGUGUAAUAUUUCUAAUAAAUAUAUUUUGUUUCGGU